Messenger RNA from Hemiscyllium ocellatum (epaulette shark), 2533 nucleotides. It is a transcript of the gene pusl1, whose product is annotated as pseudouridine synthase like 1. Gene Ontology annotation, biological process: tRNA pseudouridine synthesis. The record is from RefSeq and is a predicted model, not a curated record. Lineage: Eukaryota; Metazoa; Chordata; Chondrichthyes; Orectolobiformes; Hemiscylliidae. The transcript is spliced from 8 exons. Bases 39 to 914 code for a protein of 291 amino acids. Gene Ontology annotation, molecular function: pseudouridine synthase activity; RNA binding.
UGAGGGAAGGACGAUUGUUCCCGGGAUCGGAGCACCCAAUGGCGGCGAAGGCGCGGUAUUUAAUCUUUUUUCAGUACUGUGGCACUCAGUACAGUGGAGUAAUGAAAUCGCCUUCAGAUCAACCAAUUCUUGGAGUUCAGAAUUAUUUGGAGAACGCAGUGCAGAAGCUUCGGCCAGUCAAUGAAGUCAAUAUUGCGAUCUCCAGUCGUACGGACAGUGGUGUUCAUGCUCUGUGUAAUUCUGCUCACCUCGACAUUCAGAGAAAGGAAGGAAAGCCACCAUUUUCAGCAGAGCUGCUCGUCAACGCACUUAACUUCCAUUUGAAACCCGAGCCGAUCAGUGUCAUAAAAGCUUUUCGAGUGGCCGAUAAUUUUAGUGCUCGGUUCAGGGCUCUAUCUCGGACGUAUGUGUACCGACUUGUGACAGGGUGCUGGCACCGUUCUCAACUUCCAGUAUUUGAAAGGAAUCUUUGCUGGCCGGUGUCUAAUACACCUUUGAACACAGACAUCAUGAAAGAGGCUGCACAGAUCCUGCUGGGCACGCAUGACUUCAGUACCUUCCGCUCCUUAAACUCGGAGACUCCCUUCAAAUCACCGCUGAAAACAUUGCUUCAGGUGGACGUAACUCCUGGUUUCAGCAUAUCUCUGCAACAGAAUUUCCACAGCCACCUGAAAUUUUGGGAACUGACCUUCAGGAGCAAGUCCUUCCUCUACAAACAGGUGAGGAGAAUGACAGGUGCCCUGGUGGCUGUCGGACAGGGCAGACUAAUGCCUCAACAUAUUGCUGACCUGCUCGAGAUGCGGGAUUCCAGGGCUUAUCCACAAAAUAUUAUAGCCCCACCUGAUGGUCUGUUUUUGAAAAAUGUUGAAUAUGACACAAAGGAUCUUGAAGUGGAAGAAAGUGUAAUUCAGUGAUUGUGGAUGGGUCUGUGGGUUUGCUAAAACAUCUUGGAACAGACUUUAGGCUCCAAAGUAGCUGAGAAAUGGGAAAAAAGUCUUGCAUUUAAAUUGCAUUUUCACAACCAUCAGAUGUCUCGAACUGCUUUACAGCUAAGUGAGUAUUUUUAAAGUGUGGCCGCUGUUGAAAUGUUGGAAGUGCGGUAGCUAAUUGGUGCUCAGCCUUGCCCCACAAACAGUAAUGUGAUAAUGGCCAAAUAAUCUGUACUUUUGUGGUGUUGAUUGAGGAAUAGAUAUUGGCUGUGGCACCAGGAAGAACUUUCCUCCUCUGCUGCUAUUGGAUCUUUCAAAUUGACCCGAGAGAUCAAAUUGGACUUCAGUUUUGUGUCACUUCUAACAGAUGACACCUCUGAUUGUGCAGCAUUCCCUCAGUACUGCACUGGGAUGUCACCUUUGACUUGUUGUGUUGAAGCUCUGGAGUGACACUUGAAUGCAAGGUCGCAGUGACCAACAGAAACACACCUGACACUCAAAAAUGACAAUUAUUGAUGACAAGAACUGGGUUAGUUGUGUAAAGACUUGCAUACGCUAUGUUAACAGUCCCAAAUAUGUUACAAACUGUGGAGAAGCAACAUGUUGAAUAAAGGCCCUUUUUAAAUUAAAUAUGGAGACUCCCGAUCAAAAUUGUCUUUACAAAAUAAUCACCAGCUAUAUGUAUGUAUGUUUGUGAGAAUUGAACAUGAGGGAAAAUGGAUCAAACAAAGUUUAUACAGCCCAUUAUAGUACACUCCACAACAACUUCUCCCAAAGCUAUUUCCUAUGUUGGGGAAAAGGUUCAUGAAAGAUGUUGCAGCCACCAAAGACAUAUCUGCAGAAUAUCCAUCUCAUCACACAUUCACAUCAGUCAGACAAUUCCAUUGUACCAAUAUUCUCAGAGUCAUCAUAUCCUAGACAAUAUUGUCUUUGUGUUUGUAACCAAAGAGAUUAAUUACUGUACAACAGAUUCUCAGCUAAUGUACUUGACACUGUAAAAGGUGUGAAAUGCUUAUGUAGUUAUAAGCAGGAUUGGAGGUCUCAUAGAAAGCGACAGAAGGUGAAGAAGGGUUACACCCGAAACAUUGACUUCACCUUCUGAUGCUGCCUGGUUCUUCCAGCCUCCUGCUUGUCCACACAGGAGAUGUUCAAUGGAACCAGCAGAUGGGUGAGUUUUAGAAUACAACUGGACAGAACAGUAGGUUGUAAGGUUUGUUUUUUUGCUUAUUACUGUUGUAUUUGGGGAAAUUUAUUUUGACUGUUUUAUUCAAUAUGAACAUAAUUAGGAGGAGAGGCUAUUGACCUCAGUCAGUAAGUCUGGUCAGUAGAACAAGGACAGCUUGAAGUAGGAAGAUGAAGCAACUUAGGGAUGUUUAUUUGGUGUCUUCAAUGAAUGAAUUUGAUUGGUCUAAGCAAAAAGAUAUUUAACACAUAAAUGGAUUUGCUGUAGAUGGGUGUGGAUGCUUAAAGCAAUAGGAAACCAAAAAGGCUGAAGCAUUCUUCAUAGUUAUUGGCUCACAUGUUUUGAUCAACAUAUAAACACUAAUUCCUGAUUCAAAGAAAAUGUUCCCAGGUUUCAGUUACAAUCCUGACUUAGUGCCUCU